GUGCAUUCCUGAUACCUUACUUCUUGAGUCUGGCCUUAGCUGGGAUGCCCAUGUUCUUUAUGGAGGUCAACUUUGGCCAAUACUGCAGUUUGGGUAUGCUGACCUGCUGGCGAGCCUAUCCCAUCUUAAAAGGCGUGAGUUACGGACAAUUCCUCGUGGCCUUCUAUAUGACCAUCGCCUACGGAGUUGUCAUCACCUACACGGUCUAUUAUUUCUUCAUCUCCUUCACGUCCUCACUGCCUUGGGUUGGCUGCGGGCAACCUUGGAACACUCCGAUGUGCAGCGACAUCGUUACGGACUGCUUCCAAGCUGGAGGGGUGAUCACAUUCGACAAUGAGUGUGUGGCAUUGACGAACUUGACAGAGUUCGAGUUGGAUGAUUUGAACAUCACCACUUCUGGUCCAGGGAACUUCAGCCUGGCAAACUACAUUGAUCCGUGGAAAGCAAUGCGCAAGUCUCCCAGCGAAGAAUAUUGGAUGUAUGUCUGCAAUGAGUUUGCUUGUUCUGCUCAGGUUUGGUUGGAUGCAGUGGUGCAGAUCUUCUAUUCCCUUACCCUGGCUAUGGGUGGUAUGCAAACACUGGCGUCUUACAACAAGUUCCAUAACAACACAUACAGGGAUACGAUGAUUGUCACCAUUCUGAACUCGGCCACCAGUAUCUUGGCAGGAUUUGUCAUCUUCUCCAUCCUUGGAUACAUGGCCCACGUCCAGGGUAAAGACGUCUCUGAGGUUGCCAGGCAAGGGUUUGGCCUGGCGUUUGUCGCCUACCCAGAGGUAGUAGCCAGAAUGCCGGCUGCUCCUUUCUGGUCGGUUCUGUUCUUCUUCAUGCUCAUUACAUUGGGUCUGGAUAGCCAG
Acanthaster planci (crown-of-thorns starfish) is the source of this 854-nucleotide messenger RNA. RefSeq names its product sodium- and chloride-dependent neutral and basic amino acid transporter B(0+)-like. Gene Ontology annotation, biological process: sodium ion transmembrane transport; nitrogen compound transport; amino acid transport. Gene Ontology annotation, cellular component: plasma membrane. Lineage: Eukaryota; Metazoa; Echinodermata; Asteroidea; Valvatida; Acanthasteridae. Gene Ontology annotation, molecular function: glycine:sodium symporter activity. The record is from RefSeq and is a predicted model, not a curated record.